Messenger RNA from Fomitopsis serialis, 2250 nucleotides. RefSeq lists its product as uncharacterized. NCBI's taxonomy places the organism in Eukaryota, Fungi, Basidiomycota, Agaricomycetes, Polyporales, Fomitopsidaceae. The record is from RefSeq and is a predicted model, not a curated record. Bases 1 to 2250 code for a protein of 749 amino acids. The transcript is spliced from 3 exons.
AUGGCUCAGAGAAACAAAACCGCACAACAAAACAGGCGCUCCCCUGGGACGCCUGCCCCCCCGGCCCCUCCACGAGGCACGCCAUCCCCGCCCCCAGGGACAAGCCGGACGAACGCGACGCGCGGCACCUCCCCCGGUCCCUCGGGCGAAAACAGCACCCGCCCUGGAAGGCCGGGUAGUCCGUCCUACGCCGCGAUGGUAGUGCGCGGACCCACCUUAGGCCCGUCUAUAGCUGAGACCCCAGCACCGACGGUCCCAGCACAACCGGUCCCGGCCAACGACGUCCUAUCGACAGCCCAACCUGCCGAAACAACUGCCGCCAUCACCGCCCCAUCGACGUCGACGCCGACCCAGCCUCAACAGCCUGCCUCUCCGCAGCCGGCCCGAGUCGAAUCACCGGAAGCUCAAGGCGAGCCCCCCGUGCAAGACAAGAAAAGGAAGAAAAAGGUGAACAAAGGCAAAGCACGGGCGAAGCCUAUGAUCCCAAUCGGAAGUGGACACCCACCAGGAGUAGCCAAAGGCCCCGUCUGGGAGACAGACGAGUAUCAGAGACACGUCAGUGAGUCGCGAAAGCGCCGUCGCGUCACCGAUGAUAACCUCCCCGAGCGUACGCCGUCCCCGCCCGCCCGAGUCCAGAACUCGCCCGGCCCCUCGUUCGCGCAGACGGCCGCGAUGGACUUCGACAUGUACCUGGAGCCCGACCCUGAACGCGAGCCCACCACGAGCGAAGCAUAUGCUAGAUUCGGCAUCGACCCACGCUUCCUGACCGAGGAUCUUUUCCCUCCUCCGUACAUGACCAAAGACGCGCCAUGGAACGACCCAAAGGCGUCCGGAUGGGCGAGCGCGUCGCUCCGUCGCGACGUCUUCUGGAGCCCAACGGACGGCGACGCGGAGGCAGGACCCUCCAACUCACACCGAGAAUCCCAAGAGACGCCGUACCAACAUCCUAGCGUGAGAGGCGAGCAAGCGCACCUGCUACGCCACAGAUGUACGGGGCCACUAACGAGACUCGAGACACGUCGCACGCCCCUCGCUACGAGCCUCACACCGGCCGUUCUCCGACCGAACAUCACACCCACCGCGUACCUCUGCCCCUCGUAUACCGUCCCCUACGUUCAUACCUCGAGUACCGUACAUAGCGGGUCAGUCACGCCGCGGGCCGGGUGCCCCGACCCCGGGACCAUCGAACUACCGCCGCUCCCCGUCCCCGCACGUCACGCGAGAGGAGCGCAUACUCAGCCCGGUAGCGGUCCGUCGCCCUGUCCCCGCGUCUGGCGGUUUGUCUUCACUGCCCCGGACCUGCCUCGUACCCCACCUCGUCAAGCUGACGGCGAUGUCGACAUGCGAGACGUCAACGACGAGAACCGCCCCCCCACUGGCCAGCCAUCUCGGAACGCCUACGGCGGCACGGAUGCAAACGUUGAUCGCCGAACAUACGCCGCUGCCAACGCCCCCGCUCCUCCGCCUCUGCCUCCUCCCAUGCCCCGGGCGCACGAACCCGUACACCAACACAAUGCCUACCAGCAGCACGGGCAUGCGCAGCCGAACGCGCCCAUCGCUCCGGUGGCUCCACUCCUACAGCCAGGCGCCCCACCCGCUGCGCUCGGAGCCACGCCAGCACCUCCAAGUGGCUGGACUGAGGUCGAAGGCGACUCCUUCUACCACCUCGUCGACGGUAUGGGCCUGGAGCAAAUCAACGCGUGGAUAGUAAGCGCGGCGGAACGUCCCACCCUCGUAGUCUCUGUCUUCGGAUCAUCCCCGAACGACCCCGGUCGAUGGCAACGCAUCAUCGACAUGCGAGACGCUAUCCGCGCUCGCUACGGAGUCCCGGAAGCAGAAAUCACCCCGUCCACCUCUACACAGAUCGACCCUCUCGAGAACUCCGGCCCCUACUACUACCUCGUCCAGAACAUCACGGCCGAGCAACGUGACGCAAUGGUAGCCGAUCGUGUUCUAUCCACGACGGCCAUAUCCAUGUACUUCACUCCCCUCCGGUUCGGCCCGCCCAACCUCACCGCCAUAUGGAGCGACCCAGAGUGUUUCGGCGCGACGACGCCCACCGGCAUCGCCGGCGCCAUCGUUAACGCCCUCAGCCGGGAAGACCUCGCACGAGACAUCCAGGGGAUCAUCCGCGCCGACAUCGAAGCGGCGGACGCUGGCGGCAUGUCUCCGUGGCGGUCGCUUUCCGCGCGCUGCUGGACUCCAUCCGCGUAUCCAUCCUCGACUACCGCACGCAGGGCGGAAUCCUAA